Portunus trituberculatus (swimming crab) is the source of this 1159-nucleotide messenger RNA. RefSeq lists its product as uncharacterized. The transcript has 6 exons. The coding region runs from base 143 to 934 and encodes 263 amino acids. Lineage: Eukaryota; Metazoa; Arthropoda; Malacostraca; Decapoda; Portunidae. The record is from RefSeq and is a predicted model, not a curated record.
ACGUUCCGUGUCCCGCCCCUCAGUUUGACCUCCCUCAGCACAGGUGGCGGUGGCUUGACGCAAAGUACUAGUGUGACUGGCAGGUGUGACCCUUAAGACACGUGUGGCUCACGGUACGCGGCUGGUCCGUAGGCGUAGCAAGAUGUCACAGGUCAAAAAGACGCCUGAUGUGUUAACUAAAGGCGAGGAAGCUGGUUGCAGCGAAGGUCCAGGAUCUGCACUGCCACCGCCUCUUCCACCUCGCCAGCUGAGGGUGGUAGAGGGAGGGGAAGGGAACGCAACACAGCCCAGCAAGACCCUUCGUGUGCUGGCAAAAGUUAACCUGGUAAUGGCAGGAGUGGUAUUCUUCUGUCAGGUGGUGGUGGCGGCGUGCCUGUGUCGCCCUGUGGUGGUGAUGGGCGGGGUGUGGGUGGGCGUGCUGGUACUAGUGCAGGCUGUGUUAGGUCUCCGCGCCCGUUCCUCACACGCAUUGCUGGUGGGGCACGCCUGGGUGUCGGGCGUGGUGUGCCUCGUGUGUGUGGCGGCGGCAGCCUAUCUCUUCUCCGGCCACCUCAUCCUCGCUUGUGUUUCGGCCUUCCACCGCCCAGACCACGCCUCGGUGGUGAGGCUGUACGUGGUGGAAGUCGUGGGGCUGGUGGCGUGCCUCCCGAGCCUGGCUGCAGCUGUUGUCUGUCUCUUAGCCGCUGCCCUCUCCGCACGCGCUGCCUGCCCCCAUAAGCCGAAGAAGAGAGAGGCACCAUUUGUGCUAUACCUGCCGCGGUGGGGAGAGGGCGCCUGGCAUGCAAAUAAUCAGCCGGGCUCCACAAGUCCCCCUCCAGCUUUACCUAACCACCAGCCGUCCACCUCAGCAAUGUCACCGACCAGUCAGGGCGCUGAACGAACCAGUUCCCCCCCGCCCUCUUACAAUCAAGUGGCCGAGGAGUCAUACGCCUGAGUGAAUGUCCUGCACGCACAACCUAUGUCUCCAUUUUCGUAUUUUUUAAUAAGUUGGGCGUUGUCUGUGGGUCAAGAAAAAGUAGAAAAAAUGUCCGUUGAAGCUGUAAGUCCCUAGAGUUGAAUUGAAAAGGGUUAUUCAGAAUUAGAAAAAUGUCGUGAUGUUAACCUGGUGAAAAAAAUAAUAAAAUAGAUAAAAUAAAAUAAGACGGAUAUGUUUUGAAGA